Paramecium tetraurelia is the source of this 936-nucleotide messenger RNA. RefSeq lists its product as uncharacterized. The record is from RefSeq and is a predicted model, not a curated record. NCBI's taxonomy places the organism in Eukaryota, Ciliophora, Oligohymenophorea, Peniculida, Parameciidae. The transcript is spliced from 3 exons.
AUGAAAAAUCAUCAAUAAUAAUUAACAUUAAUAGAAUCCCUGUAUUUCUAGAAAAAGAAAAAAUUAUUAAAGGAAUAAACCUCUAUAUAGAAGUUGAAUAAAGAAUUAUAGAAGAAGAAUAACAGCACAUUGUAAAAUAAAUAAGAGUUAGCAAAAUAGGGAGAGAAUUAUUAUAAUUUUUUAAUUGAGGAAAAAAAAAUAUAGAGAUAGCAACUACAGUCUUAGGGCUUGAUGUUUUCUGAUUAAAAUUUGGGGUUAUAUAUUGGGAAUGAAAAAUCUUCCAUUAAUAAUGGGGUCAUCAGUAGAAAGAGGAGAAAUAUCAGAAAUCUUGAUCCAAAUGUACUAUUGCAGAAGACAUAGAGUAAAAAUGAAAGUUCUAUUGAAAAUGAUAGCAUCAAUAAAAUUCAAAAAUUAAAGGAGAAAAUGAACUUAAUUAACGAAUCGCAACAAUUACUAUAGGAUACAGAUAUAAUGUCUACUUUGUAAAUUAAACCCAUUCAAAGCAAUUUAGUAAACUUAUACUCCCCCUUAAAAUUGCCUUUGAAGUAGAAGUCAUCAUCUCAAUAUUUGAAAAAGAGUGACGAAGGUUUGUUGCAAUCUCCAAUAGAUAGUUAUAUUUUGAAGAAAUUAGAGAAAAUAGCUGAAGGAACCAAAGAAUAGCAGCCUAUUUAAUAGUUUUCUCCUGAAAGAGCUUAAGGAAGAUAAAUAAAAAAAUUGUUACCAAUUCAAUCUCUAACAAGACAUAAAAAUUCCUUUUUUGGUGAAAUGGCUUAAUAAAGAAAUUCAGUUGACUUUCAAUCUGAAUAGUAUCGAGACAAUAAUUCUCUUAAUUACAAUAAAUAACAAUCUGAUUAAUAAUUGUCACACAUGUAUAACUAAUUAAAAUAAUUAAGUUCUAACAGAUACUAAAGUAUCAAAAGUAUUGAUAUAUUUUGA